ACCCAGUUCUGAUGUGGGUGGGCGUAAAAUGAAAUCAAAUAUAUAAGGACGUGGUUCCGGGCGAAUUUAGAUUUUUUUCUUUAAAAAGGUUUACCUUUCUUUAAAAUAAUCUAUUUCAAAAUGCCCAUGGUCAAAAAUCUUGAGAAUGUUCAUCAGGAGUUGAUGGAUAUUGCCAGACAAUCUAAUCGUCUUUCUUAUACCAAGUACACUUCUGAUGAUAUUGAAAAGUUGCAAAACAGACUUCGUAAUAUUGACUCUCAAUAUAACGAAGGCCGCUUUGGUGAUAUGACAUCUUGCGCUGACGGUGGCUGCUAUGAAGAAGAAGGUCAAGCCCAAGUAUCUGAUGAAUUGGAAAAGGUUCAUAAAACGCUCCAUGUCAUGCUUUCUCGUAUUGACUAGUAAUUUAAAAUCAUGGAAGAAAUAUGAAAAACCAACAAUACGUCACAGUCUUUUUUUUUUUUUCACUCUUUUCAAUCUGCUUACACAAAUUUUCAGCUUUUCCAUAUCAUUCUAUUCAGUUUGAUUCUUAGUUUAGUUACUAGUUUUUACCCAGAUAUGAUAUUGUUAGUUUCU
Messenger RNA from Mucor mucedo, 573 nucleotides. RefSeq lists its product as uncharacterized. The record is from RefSeq and is a predicted model, not a curated record. The transcript has a single exon. The coding region runs from base 121 to 399 and encodes 92 amino acids. Lineage: Eukaryota; Fungi; Mucoromycota; Mucoromycetes; Mucorales; Mucoraceae.